Scomber japonicus (chub mackerel) is the source of this 3280-nucleotide messenger RNA. It is a transcript of the gene ofd1, whose product is annotated as OFD1 centriole and centriolar satellite protein. Gene Ontology annotation, cellular component: ciliary basal body; centrosome. Gene Ontology annotation, biological process: epithelial cilium movement involved in determination of left/right asymmetry. NCBI's taxonomy places the organism in Eukaryota, Metazoa, Chordata, Actinopteri, Scombriformes, Scombridae. Bases 79 to 3261 code for a protein of 1060 amino acids. The transcript has 23 exons. Gene Ontology annotation, molecular function: protein binding. The record is from RefSeq and is a predicted model, not a curated record.
UUUAAAUGUUACAGGCCCGCCUCUGGAGAGAAGACGCUGUUGUGGUCACUAAGCAGGAGCAGCGAGCACUCCGGAAUAAUGUCAACCUUAUCCCCAGAUGAGCUGAGGAAGAGACUUUAUCAAACUUUUAAAGAUAAAGGAGUACUUGAUACACUCAAAACUCAGCUGCGCAAUCAACUCAUCCAGGAGUUAAAACACCCGCCUUUGACUGGAGGUGAACCAGUUCCCAGGUCUGUCUCUGCAAGAUCUGAAUCCCUUUUGGUUUCAGCAUGUAACAACAUAGUAGCUGAUCAUCUUCGAAGCUCAGGGUAUGAGUACACCUUAUCCAUAUUCUACCCUGAAAGUGGCCUGAGCAAAGAGAAGGUUUUGACAAAAGGAGACCUUCUUCAGCUUCUUAAAAUUAGUCCUGAAUCAGCACUUUAUAAAUCUCUGUCUCAAGACAAAGACAACAAUGAUAAUGGGUUCCUUAUCAGCCUUCUAUCACAACUAACGCAUCAUUAUACUCGUGGCCUGUACCAUGAUUCUGACACUCAGACAACCAGCAUUGCAACUUAUGGAGAGUCUCUCGUUGAGAAGAUGAAAAGUAUCGAUAAGGAAUACGAGGGCUUCAGUUACAACAAGGACAAAUGGUUUCCGUUCCAAUCCAAAAUGGCUGAGUAUAGAAAAGAGAUUGAAGCGCAGAUGCAAGUGGAAAUGAAUACAAAGAUGCAGCAUUUUAAGGAUGUUGAAAUUGCCAAGGUGAAGAUGGAAGAAAAAGCUCAAUUUCACAAAGAAUUUGAUAAGUUGAAGCAAGAGCUGGACAGGAAUCAUGAAAUGAAGGCGAAGGCAUUGAUCGAACGGGAGAAAAAUGCCAUUGAUCGCUUACAAAAACAACAAGAGAUUGAAGAAAGAAAUGUAUACAUGCAGAGACAAACAAUACUGAAAGAAAUUGAAACGGUGCGGAACAGAGACAAUGAGAUGAGACUGCGAACGGAGGCUUUUGAAAAGACUCGUCAAAUUCAUGAAGAGAAGCUGAAGACUACUGAAGAGCUGCUGAGGAGGAGAGAACUGGCCGUAAAGACGAUGGAGGACAUGUAUGACCAAAAUUUGAAGAAUGAACUCUCCAGAUAUCAGCUGGAGUUGAAGGAGGAAUUCAUCAAGAGAACAGAGAAACUAACAGAGAAUGAGAACAGAAACAAGUUGGAAACUGCUCGUAUCCAGAAGGACUCAGCUGCAAUUAAUGCCAAAGUAGAGGAGCACAAUAGAACAAGUUCAGAGCUGAGGCGGCUGCAGGUUGAUCUGGACACAGCACAGCAGCAGGCUUCCCUGCUGAGUCAACAGAAGGAGCUGCUUAGGGAAAGACUGGAGACCAUGAGUGACUAUCCCUGCUUAAAAAGAGAGAAAGCAGAGCUGCAGGGCCAACUGCGGCUGCUGAAGAGACAGUUUGAAGAGGCCCAGGAGGAAAACCGGCUUCUCCAUGCAGACUUGGGCAAGCCAUCCAAAGAGCAGCUGGCCUUACAGAUGGAGCUACGGAGGCUGCAGAGCGCUCGCAGGCUGGAUGAGGAAGAGUUUGACAACCAGAAACAGGUGCUGCAGGCACAGCUCCAGAGUGAGGUGGAGCGAUGUGCUCAGCUCAAAGCCCAGCUGAUAGAGAGCGAGGAGAGGUCACAGUGGAUGACUGGCCAUAUUGAGGACAUCAAGAUGCAGCUUCGACAAACUCAACUAGCUCUUGAAAAUGAAGUGCUGCGUAACCCCAAGCCGUCUCUUGUUGAUCGCUCGGUAUUGGAGCUAAGUGCCGACAAGCUGGUUCCUCCUGACAUCUAUGUGGACAGAGCGGUGCUGAGGGGCAGGAUGGGUUAUGAUGAUGUUUAUGAAGCAGGUGUGCCCUCGCGAGGACACAAGUCACCUUGGGGUGAGGCUCCAGAUUCCGACGUGGAGCUGGUGGCUGAAGCCAAAUCUCGGAUCCAGGAGCUGCAGAAGGAGGCUGAGACCUUGGAGGAAGCAUACAGGAACUACCAGCAGAGGGCAGUACGCUCUACCAUCUCACACAUGCUUCCUCCCAGACCUCUGUCCCUUCAACAAGCACAUCUCUCACAUCGGCCUGACUCUCCCCUAAGGAAACACAUUUCUCACCACUCAACCCAAAAGCAAAAGGUAUCGCUCAAACCGCUCUCUUCCCAAAUGACCAGAACCCCCUCCCCGGCAUCCUAUGACAGCAGAAACACUUUACCACCUGCACAGCCAAGAGUAACAUUUUCAGAGGACCAAAACCAGCCCCAGACCUCAGGCCUUUUCACUGACCAUCUCCAUUCAGUGGCUGAACCUCUGUUUGCAAGACAUGGACAUACUCUGGAUGAAAGCUCGUCUCCAUCCAGACAUCUGUCCUCUACUCUGUACUCUCCCCCCAGGAGAAAGCUUCAAAGAGAGACCGAAGAAGAGGCAGUUGAGUCUCUGAUGGCGUUCCCGGAGCUGUUAUCUGACAGACAGCUCCCUCGUGUCCCCCACGAUGAGGUGGCAACCUCAGGUGACUUUUCCUCUGAUCUCAGUCCACCUCGCAGUCCUCAGCUCAAGAGCACUGCACGAGACGCACCCAGUGCAUCGAAGCUACAUCCUGUCUUCUCCAGUUCAGAGUCCUCCCCAGAGCCUGAGAAGAUAAACCUAGAAGAUCUCACAGGGAUUGAGCCAGAACCCGGCCACAUUCCAGAGCUUCUCCUGGACACUGCUGUCCCUCUCUCUGAGGAGGCCCCUGACGGCCCCACUGUCCCCCGCCCACAGACUCCACAGGACCUCCUAGAAGCCCUGAUAGAUGCACAGGGCCAAGCGGUCCCUCAAACCUCAGGUGAAUUGUCUUGGGAAGAAAACAAAAAAGACCAGGAGCAGAGAUGGGAAACAGAGAGAAAAGAAAAACAGGAACAAAGGCAAAGAGAGCAAGAGGAGGCCAGAGAGAGGGAGCUGCAAGAGCUUGAGAGGCUGGAGAUGGAGAUGCUUUCACAAGAGAUGGAAAAGCCAAGAGAGGAAGAGGAAGUACAAGAAGAAGAAGAAGAAAUGGGGUUGAAGAAAGGAGGAGAAGAGGCAGAGAAUGCCGGGGAGGAGUCUAAAGAUGAAAAUCCUUUGGAGAAAUACAUGAAGAUGGUCCUGGAAGCAAGAGAAAAGCAGCAUGCACAGAACCCGCAAAGUGAAGAGACGGCACAUGUGAGCCCUGAAGCCAAGAGUUUGUCUGAGGAGAAAGAUAACAGCAUUGCAGCAUAUUCACACAAGGAUGAAGAUGAUGAUUUCUGGUGAACCACUGAAUUAUACAAGG